GGUUUCCUUUUCGGUUUACAACGAAGGGUCCUUCCUCGAGACCGAAAUAAAAUUAAAGAUAGUAAAUAAAAGUACAAUAUUUCGCUCUAAUUUCAGGAAAUCCUGUUGCAAGAACUCCGGCUAGAGUAUGUUUUGAGUAUGAGUAGAUCGCAGAUUGCAAGUGAACUCCGGCGUGAAAUUAUCAUAAACUGCUCUUGGACAAAUGUUGUAAAAUGGAUUUAUGGAACCGAUUAGAUCUUGUUCCUCCCGCUCUCAUGAACGAGGAAUGCACAACGAAACACAUCAAAGAUGAAAUACGUGCUCUUACGAAUACGAGCGGCAAAAUGCUGAUAUACUUUGUAUCUUUGCAAAAGUUUGAAAAGGCAGCCGCAUAUCUCUCGCGCUUUUGCGUACGUUACAAAGCCCGGCAACGGAAUAUGCACGGGUUUCAGAUUAUGCGCCGCCUCAACCAAACCCUGCUGCGCAUCAAAAAGCUCGACAUCGUGCGCGAAAUUACGGAUUUUCACAGCUUCCUGCCGGAAUCUAGCUACAUCGAGAAGGUUAUGCGUCUUCCGGUACGAUCCAAUCUCGAGCAUCUACUCAUACGGUUGCAAGGUCUUGCCAAACUACUGUUGCGCGUGGUUCUUCUCACGAAGGAUGCAGCAUGCUAUCAAUUGAAGCAGAUUAACAGAGUCUUUCUGUUCUACCACAGUAGCAUCUUUUUGGCAUUGAUGGGCGAGCUAUGGCUACUGGCAAGAAACAUAAGCCGCCGUGUAAACCAGUACUAUGAUGAACUGUAUCCCAUGCUGAGCAUUCUUCCCGAUUGUACGGAGCGAUGGCUUCCGAAUCAGUAUACUUUACCGCCAAGUAUCGCAGAAUGGAUCGGUUAUCAGUAUCAGGAAGAGAUUGUUCGAGGAUCAAAUAAGAAGACUUCGAUUGAAACGGAGACAGCCUACUCUAUUUUCAACCUACUGCAGCACCACGGAUCCGACGAGACUGUGAACGUUUCAAGACUCACCAAAGAAGUAAGAGACGUAGCCGACCAUAGCGAGCCUUCCGCGGCAUCACUUGCUUCCGUCCCGAAAGCGAUGCUACUUGAAGCGUUGCGAUCCGAUACCGGAGAACGGAUUAAUUCAUCGAAAAAAGUAUCUGGAUAUGUACCGAAGCAAAGUUUUGAUGUCACAAAAUUAAAGCACAUCAAAUCAAAGUUCCAGGUUAAACAGUUUAUUGCCGAAGAACGCGGCAAUCGUACAGAAAAUAUUGCGCAAGCAGCGACCGCGGCAGUGUCGGAAUCACAAUUCAGUGAUUUUAAUGUGCUCCUUAUGAAAGAAUUUAACCGGUUAUCAUCAGCUGAGUUUGUAAAAUUCUUCAAAGAGCAAUUGGUCCUUCUUAUCAAAGAGUAACAGAAUGAGGCAUUAUUCUUAUCGUCCACUAGUCGUCCUAGUGGACCAUUUAUUCAACAACAAAAUAAUUCACAACGACUGGCUGUUAUCAGUAACACAGAACGACCGUAGGUGAAUGUAGGUUGUCGGGGAUUGGUAGUUCCGUUUCUAGAAGAAAAAGAAAAACUGUACCACAUGUCUUUCUUGAAAGCUUGACAAAAUAUAUCUUUUUAC
This is a messenger RNA of Anopheles darlingi, 1595 nucleotides long. RefSeq lists its product as uncharacterized. NCBI's taxonomy places the organism in Eukaryota, Metazoa, Arthropoda, Insecta, Diptera, Culicidae. The transcript is spliced from 3 exons. Gene Ontology annotation, biological process: positive regulation of Notch signaling pathway. The record is from RefSeq and is a predicted model, not a curated record. The coding region runs from base 213 to 1382 and encodes 389 amino acids. Gene Ontology annotation, cellular component: nucleus.